Molecule: messenger RNA, 2472 nt
Organism: Saxophila tyrrhenica
Lineage: Eukaryota; Fungi; Ascomycota; Dothideomycetes; Mycosphaerellales; Extremaceae
Exons: 2
Coding region: 1-2472 (823 amino acids)
Biological process (GO): actin cortical patch localization
Cellular component (GO): plasma membrane
Source: RefSeq, a predicted model, not a curated record
AUGUCCGCCAGCCCUCCCACUCCUCUCGGACUGGCUCUGGAUCACAUGAAGGGAGCAACCACUACACAGCACACCAGCACCAACAGUCAUCCGCUUCACAACCCUCUUCUGCGCAGAGUAAUGACUCUCCCGGGCCAUUCAUACAGAACGCCGCCUCCAAUGGCCAACUACGCCAGACCCUACCCGUCGGACAGAACAGAGAAGCAUGUCGAGUAUAUCCUCGUCGCGAGCUUCGACAUCGAUCGUGGAAGUGUCAUGGAGCAUCAGUACCCUGGGCCAGUGGGUGGGGACGAACACAUGUUGGCCGAGUUGAUGUUGCCAGAUGGAGCACACGUGCGAGCUCAAGACUGGACGAUCUUCUUCCUGCACAAGGAUGGUGCUGUGGAGGAGGAUGAGGAGCAGGGCGGUAGAAAGAAGAAAAAGCGGCGGAGAGCUGAGGCGAACGGGCAAGCAGGUGGAGGGGCAGAGGACGACUCAGAUGCAGAAGGCAGCAGCUCGUCAGGAGACGAGAGCGACAACGAGCCGGAUGAUAUCGACGGUCCACCACUGGUCUACGUCCUCAACCUUGUCAACAUGAAGCAAGACAAGACCGUCAAACGAGGCGCUGUAGUAAAAGCAAUGGCCAUCUGCACUCGCCAUUCGUUCCUGCACAUUUACAAGCCACUACUACUGCUGGCCCUAGGGGAGUACUUCGCCAAUCCUGUCGUCGAAACACUGGCCAGCCUUUACGAAGCCGUUAACAGCAUGGAUCUCUCCCUCGUGCCAAAGCUCUCGAUUUACGAGAAGUCUAUCUUGCAGUCGAGCGAGGCCAAAGACCUCUUCCUCUCCAAAUUUGAAGCACUCAUUGCGCAACGUAUGGCAUCCAAAGAGAAGGAUGGCACACAUCCAAGCCAGUCACCAACUUCUCAGCUCCACACUCGGAACCGGUAUGGUCUUCCAAGGGACACGCACGAGUUCGAGAGCAUUGUCAAAUAUGCCAACGUUCCCGUACCAGUCAAGGUCCCUGUUGCCCUGUCGCCAGAGACGGUCGGCGACUUCAGCAUGGUCAAGCUGAUCACAACUUUCGCCACUCCUCAUGCUACCGCACCUACACCAUUCUCGCCAACGCAUCCUCACCUUACUACUUCCGGCCCCCUUACUCACCCUAUCAUCGUUCUACUCAACGCACUUCUCACGCAGAAACGAAUCAUCUUCCUCGGCCACAACCUUCCUUCUUCUGAGGUAGCAGAGGCAGUCUUAGGCGCCUGCUCUCUUGCAUCCGGAGGCUUGCUGCGAGGUUUUACGAGACAUGCCUUCCCUUAUACUGACUUGACGAAGAUUGACGACCUCCUCAAAGUGCCCGGAUUUAUCGCUGGCGUCACCAACCCAGCCUUUGCACACAAGACGGAGUGGUGGGAUGUCCUUUGCGAUAUCUCCACCGGCAAGAUGCGCAUCAGCAAUCGCAUCGAGCAAGCACCGCUUACUGAGGGUGUUGCUUUCUUCCAUUCAAAUGGUGCGGGUGCUCACCACACAUCUGACAAGCUUGGCAACCCUGGCGGAACCGGUGGGAUCUCCUCGAUCGUGGCAGUGGGAGCUUCGAUGAGCGCUGGUCUGGGCGGCAACGCUACUCCCGCUAGCAACAUGAGCGGUGACAUCACGGGAGAUGCAACCUUUAUGAAUAACGUGAUCGCGGCCAUCAACGAGCGCCACGGCGAAAACGCUAUACGCGCGAAGUUCAGGCGGUGGAUACUCAAGUUCAUCCGCAUCGCGGCUGCGUUCGAGGAGGUCGUCUACGGUGCCACCAGCCUGUACAUCCACCCCAGUAUCACAACAAAUUCACCGAGCCUCAGCAUCGGCUCACCACGCCUCGACAGCCCGUCCAAAACGUCUACAGCAGGUGGCUUCGAGCUACCACCCGAAGUCACUGGGCACGGCUACGUCUGGCCGCACUCACAUGCGAAGAACGCAGAACUCGCAGCCAAUGCCACGAGGCUUGAAGGCUGGAGGAACACAAGGAGCUACUACUAUUUCAUCCAGGACCUCGCAGCCUACUACGUCCGCCAACCCGUCAAAGAGCUGGAUCUACAGCAUCUACACGACAAGCUGAGCAAGCUGCGCAUGAACCCAGAAGCCAGCUCCAACAUCUAUCUCGCCAUCUGCGCUGCUGUUCAGUCAGAUGCCGAAAUCAGCCAAUUACUCUCCACAAUCCUGACCGGAUCUUCAGCCGCGGAUAGUAGCAGAAAUGCCGGCGCAAUAGGCACGUCGGGACAGCCGAGCGGUCUUUUCACGCUCGCGCUUGGGCUGUUCCAUCCGCGGCUCGAGGUGCGAGAGCAGAUUGCAAUGCUGCUGGACCGGAUACGAGAGCAUGAGGCGGGAUGUCACUUCUGGAGCCAGCUGGGACGGUUCGUGAAGAUUGGGUUUGAGCGGGUCGUGGAGGCGAGGGAGAUACGGUUAAAUGGUGAUGUCGGGGCGGAGGGGCACGGGGAGGGUUGA